Prorocentrum cordatum is the source of this 712-nucleotide messenger RNA. NCBI's taxonomy places the organism in Eukaryota, Dinophyceae, Prorocentrales, Prorocentraceae. The record is from the annotation of a GenBank genome assembly.
UCGCCGUUAUAAGGGCUAUUGGAUUAACCAGUAGAUCAUUUCCUCGCCUGCGUCGUAUCGAAGAGCCUCGAUCGACAAACACGUUGGGGCUACCACGCGUUCUGAGGAUCGUCGACGGGCGCGCGCCGCGGGUGCCAUGAGCGACGCCUCCGCGGCUUGGGGCCGGGCCUGGCGCGAAGGCCAGGGCCCGCCGCAGGGCGGGACCGGUGCCGCUGCGCCCUGGCUCGAACUGCUGGACGCGGUGGCGCCCCGGACGCCGCGCACCGGCUGCCUUUGGGAGUUGUGCGAGGACGCCCUGGGCCUUUGGGAGCUGUGCGGCGGGGGCGCUGGCAGCGGCGCGAGGGCCUCGGGCGCCGCGCAGGCCGCCUGGGAGAUCGGCGCGGACCUCCUGGAGACGUUCGGGGCCGGGCUGGCCGCUGGCGCCCUCGUCACCUCUCCCUCCCUGGGCGGCGUCGCCGACGUGCCCGGGCUCGCCCUGGCCACCGCGCCGGCCCUCCUGGCCGCCGGGGGAGAUCUGGCCGCGCCCGACGCCGGGCGCACGACGGACGCGCCCCCGGAGGACGGGGCGGUGCGCACGGCGGACGCGUCCGCGCUGCCGGCCUCGGCGGCGCUGGCGCACGGGGGCGGCCGCCGCCGCCCGGAGGCGGCGGAGGAGGAUCGGUGCGACCGAAGUGGGCACGGAGAGAUUUCCGAGGCGCGGGCUUACGUAUAG